Messenger RNA from Diprion similis, 616 nucleotides. Its product is annotated as NPC intracellular cholesterol transporter 2 homolog a-like. The transcript has 4 exons. The coding region runs from base 81 to 533 and encodes 150 amino acids. Gene Ontology annotation, molecular function: sterol binding. Gene Ontology annotation, biological process: intracellular cholesterol transport. The record is from RefSeq and is a predicted model, not a curated record. Lineage: Eukaryota; Metazoa; Arthropoda; Insecta; Hymenoptera; Diprionidae.
UAAUCUCGCGCGAUGUGUUGGGCGACUGCGACUCAUCUCGUAUCCAGUGUUCGUUAGAUCGUCAAGGCGAAGGCGGCAACAUGUUUCCGAUAAUUUUUGUGGCUCUCUUUAGUUUCUCAUCCAUUGUCGAUGGAGUUCCAAUUCUCAAUUGCGGUUCCAAGUUAGGAAGUUACAGCCGAGUUCAAAUAUCAGGUUGUGACGAUUCAAACCAACCCUGUGUUUUGCACAAAGGAAAGAACGCAUCGAUAGAAAUUGACUUUAUAACAUACGAAGAUGCUACCGACUUGAAGGCAGUCGUGCAUGGCACUGUUCUGAUUGUACCCGUACCUUUUCAUCUGCCAAAUGCUGACGCAUGCCAACACCCAGAGUCUGGGAUAACUUGUCCCAUGAGGAAGGGCCAAAGUUACAAAUACAAGGCAGAGCUACCAGUAUCUACAAAAUACCCUUCGGUAUCCGUUAAAGUCAAGUGGGAACUUCAGGAUCAGAAUGGAAAUGACAUUGUCUGCUUCAAACUUCCAGCUGUAAUACGAUAAAAAUAUAAAUUUAUAAAUAUUAUAUUUUGAUAAUGUAUUGGUAACAGAUUUAAUAAUUAAAAUUUUCUUCUUCGGUAUUAGAA